Messenger RNA from Momordica charantia (bitter melon), 1547 nucleotides. Its product is annotated as Protein prenylyltransferase superfamily protein. Gene Ontology annotation, biological process: protein geranylgeranylation; protein farnesylation. Gene Ontology annotation, molecular function: CAAX-protein geranylgeranyltransferase activity; protein farnesyltransferase activity. Gene Ontology annotation, cellular component: protein farnesyltransferase complex; cytoplasm; CAAX-protein geranylgeranyltransferase complex. The record is from RefSeq and is a predicted model, not a curated record. NCBI's taxonomy places the organism in Eukaryota, Viridiplantae, Streptophyta, Magnoliopsida, Cucurbitales, Cucurbitaceae.
GCCCCAACUCUCUCCUUAAUCCGUUGGCAAACAGAAAAAAUGGCUGAAAAUUCUGACUGCGAAGCGAUGGCCGCGGAUUUGCUGAGCCAAUUUCAACGGAUUUUAGAUUCCGACCCUCUGAUCGAUGAGAUUGGAUUUAUACACCCGUCCCAGAUUACCAAACUAAAUGAAGAGGCGGGUAGUUCUGAAAGUGCUACCAAUGAAAUUCUGGGGAACAAAAGUUCAGAUUUUUGGCUACAAGAUCAUAAGUUGGGCAUAUCAACGCAGAUCCUUCAUCCUUUGUAUACAGUAGCUAGAAACACAUUUAUGGCUGCUAUUAGGAAAUAUAGGAGCUUUUGCAAGCAAGACGAUCAAGCCGUGGCUGGAAAUUUUUUAUGUGGAUUAUCUAAUUCAUUUAAUAUUGUUGAAAGUGAGGUCAUGAAGCAUAGCAGGGCUCUUUUGUUGCUGAGCUGUGAUUUCGGCACUGCAUGGAAUUCCAGGAAAUUCGUGUUGCCAAAGAAACAACAUCUCUCCAUGUAUUUGGACGAACUCCUCCUGUCAAAGCUUGUACUUUCAUAUUCCCCCAAGAGUGAACAAGCAUGGAGUCAUAGGCGGUGGGUGAUCAAGCUGCUUGUUCAAAAAGGCUAUAAUGUAGAAGAGAUUUUGAAGAAAGAAUCUGAGCUAGUGGAAAGAAAAGCUGAGAUGUCAAAAAUGAAUCACCGUGCAUGGAACCACCGACGCUGGUUAGUUUCUUACAUGUCAAGAGAACAGGUGUUGAAUGAACUAAAGGAAACCAGAAAAUGGGCAGCGUUGCAUGUUGCUGACAAUUGUUGCUUCCACUAUCGCAGACGGCUCAUGCUCAAAAUGUUAGAGGAAUCAACUCGCACAGAAUUAAGUUCUGGUCUCAGCAUUGACACUUAUCGAGUGUGGAAGGAAGAGCUUGAUUGGGAUGAAAUGCUGAUAAAGCGAUAUAUUGGAAGAGAGGCUUUAUGGAUUCACCGUCGAUUCCUUUCGCUGUGUUGGAUGAGACAUUUUGCAUCCAAUCUCAAUACAUAUGAGCAAGAGGGGGGAAUAAACAACGAUGUCCUUUUCUUUACAGAAAAUGAAUCAAAUCUUGUGAAUUCCUGCUCAUUUAUCCUAGAUAACAACUUCGAGGAUUAUCAUGCACAAGCAACAUAUUCUGCUGCAUAUCUCUUAUGGUUGAUAAAGAACUGUCCAAAGCCACAUGUGAUCAAACUGGAUGAGAAGCUUAGAGCAUGCAAUUUGAAGACUCUGCUUUACAAGGCAUGCCCAGAAAGGUAUUCACUUUGGGAUUCUUUAAUGGAUUCCAUUGAAAACUCUGAUUAAUAAGUUUGAAAAGUCGAUCUCAACUUUGAUUUCAUUCCUUCCCCAAUGAUAGUGUAAUUCUUGAUGUGAUGUAACUUAUGAACUGUUGUGAAAUAACUGGAUUGGUUUCGGUUUGAUAUCGUAGUAGAUAUCGAAUAAGCUAAAACAUGUAGACUUUGGCAAAUGAAAUUUGCAGAUGGAGAUAUUUGAAGCAUUAUGCUGCAAGUAGUGUUGUCCCUUCA